CCCACCAGCUGCAAGCCGACCACGUCGCCCUCUCGCUUCGGAGAGGAAGGGGGCAGCACACGCCACACACACCACACAUCGCGGCAUCAUGGUGUUGUCGAGGAAUGUGGCUGUGCUCGUCGUGCUGUCGUUGUCAGCAGCGGUAGCAAGUGCCUUUGUCCCGGGUGGAAACCCGGGCGGCAUGGCAAAAGCCGCUGCCGUUCAAUUGGAGGGCGGCGGCACCAAGACGCCCAUCAGAGCGAUAACCCACCCCCGGACGAACGUGAAGGAGAUUGCCAGCGUGAGCAAUACGGAGGAGUUCGAGAGCUUGCUCAGGUUGGCGAGACCGAAACAGGUUGUGGCGAUCUGGUUCCACGCAAGCUGGUGUCGGAAAUGCAAGUACAUCGGUACGAGAUUAAAACGCCUCGACGAGCACCUCCCGGCGUACUUAUCGAACAACCUUGUGGUGGUGAGCAUCGACGUCAACCAAGUGGCACAGGUCCCGCAGCGACAAAAGAUCAAGGAUCUCCCGACGAUUCAGUUCUUCGUGGACGGAGGCAUGGUCGGGUCGUACGUGGCCAACGACAGGGGGGAGGCGUUCUACGCGAACAUGGAGAAACACUUGCGUGCGGCUCUCGGCGAAGACGUGGAGUAGUGUGCGCGCACUCGUUUUGGCCCCCUUCCACCUUUGGACCACACCUUCUUGAAACAACCUUCCUUUUGGUUGCUCGGCAGGAAUUUCGUUCGUCACGGGGAAGGAGGGGGGGGGGGGGGUGUUUGAUUUGAUAGGGUUUGGUAGGAUGUCCGCGACUAUAAAGGUUGUUUGACGUCAGGAGGCUAGCCGGCUCCUUGCGCCAUUGUUUCAGCGCAAGAGAGGACGGGGGGGGAUUUUCCGGCCAACAAUCGUCUGUGAGCAUACUUGCACGGCAGUGUGCGUUGGUGAUGAAUAGAGGACGCAACACGAACGUCGCAAGCUGUGUAAAUUUUUCAUUUUUAUUUGAGAAGGGAGGGACGAUAGUGUUUUUGAAUUUCGUAUAUUCAUUUAGUCUAGGUUUCAAAAAUAGUUUGAUAUUUUGUGUUGGUUCCUUGUGACCCUAGGAAGUACACGGUAUCUCAAGAGUACAUCGUGCCCCCAAGUAUGUUGUCGUGCGUCAUGCAAGUGUUGUUAGAAGCGUAAAUCACUGGGACGACUUGUGUUCCCAAGCACGUGUUUGUAGCACUCAAGAGCAGCAAAACCUGCACGUGAUUUCGCCCCGGUCUUUCGAUAUUCUCGCACGCUCAUGAUGCUGUGCUUGUCACCACCCUUUGUGGUUGCUGAACGGCACGUGUGUAAUGCAUCGCUGUUGCACCUUGCUUUUUUUGCUCAGGAGGGCGUCGUUUCCGAGAAUUCGAAGUAGUUUUUUUCGGCAUUGGAUCUUGUUUUUGUCGUUUCCCACCCUGCCGGAACGAUUGUGUUGUGCGCAUGACAUCACGUGGCCUUGGCGUGUCUCGUUUUGCAAGUUGCCUCUCGGCGGCUAGAAUUUGGCGUGUGGCUCUGUUGGGGACUCGGGAGUUUACAGAGUGUCGUGGAAACACAUGAGACUAGAAAUUUAUGCGGGAAGACCAACGUCCAGUUCGUUCUUGUUUUUAUAGCACUUCCGCCAGGCGGGAGUUGGGCGUUUGACGGAGCCUCCCUCUUGUUGCUACUAUUGUGAGUCGAUGUUACCAUUUUCUGUCAACAUCGAUAAAAUUUUAUUGUUCGGGGAAAAUGAGUUGGUGCCACUGCAUAGACGCCGAAUAGUUAUGCACAAGAAAGUUUUUCACUACAUGAACGAAUCAGAUUUCAGCAAGUCUUGUCGAGCUGUGCCGGGUUGGCUCUUCUUCUAUAGUUGUGCGCGUUGCACUCAUGAUCGCCCCCGUCUAGUCUACAGUCCCCUUGUUCCCUUCCGUCGACAUUGUCAGGGACAAGUGGCCUGAAUCUAUUCUUGACCAAACUCUGCGUUUUUGGCGAAGAUAUAACUUCGAAGG
Molecule: messenger RNA, 1986 nt
Organism: Ectocarpus sp. CCAP 1310/34
Lineage: Eukaryota; Phaeophyceae; Ectocarpales; Ectocarpaceae
Source: the annotation of a GenBank genome assembly